UCCCACGGUCCCACCCCCACGCGAACGAAGUCCUCCGUAUCGCACAAAACAGGAGGUCGCCCAGUCAGUGAAGACUGAACAAACCAAAACUCGACCCUCGACAAAGCAGUAGCAAUGGAGAGAAAAAGAAGCAGAGAGGAGAGAGAAAGAGUUACCGGAGGUGCCGGAGACCCACCUCCCAGAAACUCCGGCCGCCCUCUUCCACCGCCACCCCCUCUCCCUUCUCGAGGCUUUCCUGGGCCCCCUCCUCAGCGCGCCCGUUUCCAGCCCGUCGACCGCGAAAAGACUUGUCCAUUGUUGCUUCGGGUUUUCACUAAGAUUGGAGGUCACCAUACCCAAGAAGAUUUUUCAGUGAGAGGCAAGGAACCCAAGGAUGAGGUUCAAAUAUAUACUUGGAUGGAUGCUACGCUUCGAGAGUUGACUGAUCUUGUGAAGGAAGUAUCUCCAGCUGCCCGAAGACGAGAUGCAAAAUUGUCGUUUGCAGUUGUAUAUCCUGAUAAAAAUGGGCGUAUGCAAGUAAAAAAGGUGGGUGAAACAUUCUCGAAUGGAAAUAAGAGACGCUUAGAUGACAACAAAGCCUUGGCUGAAAUAUACUUCCAGAUUGGAGAUUACUUGGAUGUAUCAAUCGAGUAGAUCAGGGAUGGCUGCAUCUGAUGGCUGCAUAUGCAAUGUUACCGAGGCAUAGAUGUUCUCAGCCAGUGUACAACUAGUUCUUUAUGCAUGGUUGAGUUGUGGUUAUGCCCGAAAAUUGGCAUAACAGCAUUGCAUCAAUCAUUGCUUAAGUUGUCUUCUUGUAUUCAAAUUUUAAUGUUAGUAUGAACAGUAGUAUCAAACUCUUAUCAAUUUUCUUUAUAGCAUUCAAAAGAUGCCUAAAUGAUGUUGCUGAUAAGAGCAAAUGCCUCAAUUCGCUUCUAACUGUAUCCAUUUGCUCAAUUUCUUAUCAUUCUGCCUUGGCUUGUGCCGUGAAUUCAUGUACAAUAUCAGAGAACAUUUACAUAAACAUAUAAUUGAGUUGGUGUUUCACUCGAA
This is a messenger RNA of Chenopodium quinoa (quinoa), 1029 nucleotides long. Its product is annotated as histone deacetylase complex subunit SAP18-like. Gene Ontology annotation, cellular component: nucleus. Lineage: Eukaryota; Viridiplantae; Streptophyta; Magnoliopsida; Caryophyllales; Amaranthaceae. Gene Ontology annotation, molecular function: transcription corepressor activity; transcription factor binding. Gene Ontology annotation, biological process: negative regulation of DNA-templated transcription. The transcript has 6 exons. The record is from RefSeq and is a predicted model, not a curated record. The coding region runs from base 115 to 633 and encodes 172 amino acids.